Messenger RNA from Mytilinidion resinicola, 687 nucleotides. RefSeq names its product MFS general substrate transporter. Gene Ontology annotation, cellular component: membrane. Bases 1 to 687 code for a protein of 228 amino acids. Gene Ontology annotation, molecular function: transmembrane transporter activity. Lineage: Eukaryota; Fungi; Ascomycota; Dothideomycetes; Mytilinidiales; Mytilinidiaceae. The record is from RefSeq and is a predicted model, not a curated record. Gene Ontology annotation, biological process: transmembrane transport. The transcript is spliced from 2 exons.
AUGGAGUCUAAGCCGACCAUGGAAACAAAGAAGUCUGCCCUAGCCGACACUGAGAACCCUGUCGACUAUGACUCCGGGGAACUUGGAAAUGCUCGGGUCUUCGGCUUCGACCAAGACCUCGGACUCCAUGGCGGCCAGUUUGGCAAUAUCCAGACGCUAUCGAGCGUCAGCACCAUUCUCUUUGAGGUCCCUUGGGUCCUGGCUGUCAGGCGCUGGGGUGCUAAAAAAUCGAUCGGCACUGCAUUCGUCCUCUGGAGUAUCUUAACGCUUGGGACUGCGUUUAUCCAUACCUACGGCCAGGCUAUCGUCAUCCGUAUGCUGUUGAAUGCCGCUGAAGCCGGCCUUGCCCAGGGUUUCGCCUUUCUAUUUUCCACCAUCUAUCCCCGGGAAUUGGCAGGAAAGCGUAUAAUGACGACGAAUCUCGCCCAAUGUAUCUCCGGUGCUUUUGGUGGGCUGUUCGCAUAUGCUAUCCAGACCAUGGGAUCGCGCAAUGGACUCGCCGCCUGGAGAUGGCUCUUCAUCAUCGAGUUCUUGAUUACCAUCGUUGUUUGUGGUAUUGGCUUGUUCUUCCUCCCAGGCGAGGUUGAAUCGGCAUGGUUUUUGAACGCCGAAGAGAGGGAAACUAUGCGUCUGAAAAAACAGCGAGACUUUAUGAUCCGAGGAGAGGAAAAAUUCGACCGGAAAUAG